Pteronotus mesoamericanus is the source of this 3687-nucleotide messenger RNA. It is a transcript of the gene ZBTB8A, whose product is annotated as zinc finger and BTB domain containing 8A. The record is from RefSeq and is a predicted model, not a curated record. Gene Ontology annotation, molecular function: protein binding; RNA polymerase II cis-regulatory region sequence-specific DNA binding; DNA-binding transcription factor activity, RNA polymerase II-specific. NCBI's taxonomy places the organism in Eukaryota, Metazoa, Chordata, Mammalia, Chiroptera, Mormoopidae. The transcript has 6 exons. Bases 364 to 1686 code for a protein of 440 amino acids. Gene Ontology annotation, biological process: regulation of transcription by RNA polymerase II.
GCUGGGAAAAGGGGUAUUUCCCCUGCGGAGGACCAGGAAUCUGCCCCCAAGCCUGCGCGCGCGACCCGCCGGUGCGCCGCGGCCCGCGGGCAAUCCUUCAUACAGAGACUGUGUCUGACUUCAAAUCUUCCCUUAUUUUACUCUAUUCAAUUGAUUUAGCAGGGUUUCAAGAGAAGCAUUUGUAAGUUUCCAGGAUGAUGCCCAACCAACUGAGCCACCCCAGCCAGGGCCUUCUGAGCAGUUUUGCAUUUGCUUCUUCAAGAUGCCCCACAGGCACCACCAGCACCUCUGAUUCCACCAGAAAAUUAACAGGACUAAUUUUCUUGUUAAUUUUUAGCCUUGAGGUUUCCCACACAAAGCAGAAUGGAGAUCUCCUCUCAUCAGUCUCAGCUCUUGCAACAACUAAAUGAGCAGCGCCGGCAAGAUGUGUUCUGUGAUUGCAGCAUCCUAGUUGAAGGGAAAGUCUUCAAAGCGCAUCGAAAUGUAUUAUUUGCUAGUAGUGGUUACUUUAAAAUGCUUCUUUCUCAGAAUUCAAAGGAGACAAGUCAGCCGACCACAGCUACAUUUCAGGCUUUCUCCCCUGACACUUUCACAGUUAUCCUGGACUUCGUCUAUUCCGGCAAACUCUCUCUUACUGGUCAGAAUGUCAUAGAAGUGAUGUCAGCUGCUAGCUUCCUUCAGAUGACUGAUGUUAUUAGUGUAUGUAAGACCUUUAUUAAAUCUUCAUUAGACAUUAGUGAGAAAGAAAAAGAUCGCUAUUUCAGUCUCUCUGACAAAGAUGCCAGUUCUAAUGGUAUAGAACGCUCCUCUUUUUAUAGCAGUGGCUGGCAAGAAGAAAGCAGUUCUCCACAUCCUCACCUAAGCCCAGACCAAGGAACAGGUGUAAUAAGUGGAAAAUCUUGGAAUAAGUAUAAUUACCAUCCGGUUACCCAAAGGAAUACUCAGCAACCCUUGGCCAAGCAUGAACAAAGGAAAGAUUCCAUUAAAAAGUCCAAACACUUGAGGUUGUCACAGCCUUCUGAAAUUGCUCAUUGUAAGUCAAGCAAGCGAGAAGCACGAACGUCUGAGUCUUCCAGCCACGCUUCCCAGUCUGAAGAACAAGCACAAAUCGAUGCUGAAAUGGACUCUACUGUUGGCUUUCAGUAUGGUCAAGGCUCUGAUGUUACGUCAAGAAGUUUUCCAGACGAUCUGCCCAGGAUGAGGUUCAAGUGCCCAUACUGCACACAUGUGGUGAAACGGAAAGCAGACCUAAAGCGUCACCUUCGUUGUCACACAGGAGAACGGCCCUAUCCAUGUCAAGCUUGUGGAAAAAGAUUUAGCAGGCUAGACCACCUAAGUAGCCAUUUUCGAACAAUUCACCAGGCGUGCAAACUAAUCUGCAGAAAAUGCAAACGCCAUGUGACUGAUCUAACAGGUCAAGUGGUACAGGAAGGAACCAGGCGCUACAGACUCUGUAAUGAGUGCCUUGCUGAAGUUGGCAUAGACAGCCUCCCCAUUGAUUUGGAAGCUGAACAGCAUCUUAUGUCCCCAUCAGAUGGAGAUAAGGAUUCCAGAUGGCACUUGAGUGAAGAUGAGAAUAGAUCAUAUGUGGAGAUUGUAGAGGAUGGGUCUGCUGAUCUGGUCAUACAACAGGUUGAUGAUAGUGAAGAAGAAGAAGAAAAGGAAAUAAAGCCCAACAUUAGGUAGCUCUAAUGUGAACCAACAGAGCUGGCAUGUCUGCAACUUACAUUGACCACGUGUAUCUCUCUCUCUCUUUUCCAUGAUCAGAGACUGGUUAACAAAUUAUCAGACUGACUUAUAAGUAAUCACCUGAUAUAACUUGCAUGCUUUCCAAACAGGCCAUUGUAUCCACUCUGAACUUUGUUGCCCUAAAAUAUGUUGCUGCAGUGGAAAGAAAGACCUAGCUUGAAUUGGCAUUAUAGAUGGACAAUUAAUCCUCUUCAUUUUAUUACAGAGAUACCUUUUUUCUUUUAGUAUAGGAAGAUCUACUUUGCAAACAUUUUUCAAAGAAAAUAUUUUAAAUAAAUUUAUCACAACCAAACUUUAUGUAAGAUAAUUUCAAGGUGUUUCAAAAACACAUAUUGAAUUUUCAUAGGGAACCAGGUAAGAGCACAUUUAAGAGUCAGACAUCCAUCCUGACUGAACUAAUAACACAUUCUAUUAGCUCAAGGUCCACAGCAGCCUAUGAUUUUCAUAAAGCAGGAAACUAAUACUGCCUAAAAGUCAAGGCCAUUUGUGAAGAUGUGUCAAUAUAGUUCUCUUCCUCUCUAAGGAAAAAGAAAAAAACAAAACAAGAAAACUGGAGGUUCUUACCAGUUCUUUAGAGCAAUUUUUAACAUUUAUGAACUGCUUGCUAUAUUAUUUAUAUAGAGAAAUAUUAUUGUCUCUGAUUUACAAAUGAAGAUAUUAAAGUCAGAAAGUUUAAGUGGUGGGACUGGUGUCUGAACAGGUUUUGAUUCAAACAGUCCUGUUUCAGCCUUUUCUCCUUAUAUUGUCCCCUGAAAUGGCAAAGAACUGAAGUCACACUUUACCAAUCUGCAGUAAUUAUCAAAGAAGCCUAUCAGAAUUAGAAAGUGUGAAAACGGAGGAAGUUAAUCAUCUUCAACGACGUAUAAUGUUUUGAACUAGAGUUAUUCAAAUAGUGCUAAGUAAUGUUCCUAAGGUAUCUAUUGACAUGUUUUUUAUGUCAUUAUUUAUAUGUAAACUUUAUAUAUAAAACUACUUGAACAAGUUAUUCUCUUAAAUGCUUUCAGCAUUUUUUUGCUUAUCUUGUAUAUGUAAUUUUUCAGAAUAAACUUUUCUCCUAGGAUACAAAGUUAAGUUUAAACUCUUACCUGUUUGAAUUAUGAAACAUUCCAAACUUACGGUUAAUUUGAAGAAGGAUUAUUUUAGUCCUAAAGAUGAAAUCUGUAUACCAGAAGUGAAGAACUGACCUCCAUAAAGGUCUCUGCAGGUUAUCACAAUACAGCUUGAUAUAACUGAAUUUAGAUAGAGGCUCCAUAUAUUAUACUGUAUUUUUAAAUACAGCCUGACAUACCUCAAGAUGAUACUUUUUAUAUUAUCAUUUUCUUAUACUCUUUAAUUAAUGAUCAUCUUUGAUCCCAAUUUGUGGGCUAAAAUGGUUAAUUUCUUAAAAAAAUUUUUUAUAAAUAGAUGAAUAACCACUUUGUUUUAUGGUACUUAAUUCUAGACUUUUUCAAGAUUCCUCUGAUGGUAAAUUUCCAGUUGCUUCCAGACUAGAUGGUGUGCAUUGAGUUCAUCGUUCUCCAUAUAUAACUGUUCCUGAAUCAGGAGUCUUAACAAUUAAGUUGUAUCCCAAUGAGGGAGGAAACAGUUGUGAUGUCACUCUCUAGUCUCACCAGAUGGAAACAUCUUUCAAAAUUCUAAUCUGAUUUUCAGUCAUUGGAGCCAAUAGGAAAACUUACUGAUUUGAGCUUUAUUCAUAGAAAUGAAGUAGUGCUUGCAUGUGUAUACUCUUAACGCACUUUAUGACCUAAAUGUUCUUUUAUGCUAUUAUCUUCUGCAUGCAAACUUUACCAUACAGCAGCAUGAAUGUCAGCAAAGUCCACUGAACACAGUGCCACCAGCACUUGUAGAGCCUUAUCAGAAAUAAUGCUUUCUCAUAAUUGUUUAUAACAAGCAUUAAGCAAUCCCCACAGAACAGCUAUCAAGUUCACCAAACUAGAC